CUUAUGGUUCCCCUUUUGUCCUUUAAAUUGCCAAGAACUCAUCGGGCAUAAAUGAUAAAACCCUAGCCCCUAACCCCAAUUCACACCUUUCUCUACCUCACAACUCCCAAAAUGGAUGAGCAUUUCAUCACGAUGUUGAGGGGGCUUCCCAUCAUCUUUCUAGUAUUCUCCAUGAUGUUUUCUUGUGCAAACUCGGAUGCAGCCAAGGACAGAGAGGAGUGCACAGAGCAGUUGGUGGGGCUCUCCACGUGUCUGCCUUACGUUGGUGGAACCGCCAAGGCUCCAACGCCAGAUUGCUGCAGUGGUCUCAAGCAGGUCCUCAAGACCAACAAGAAGUGUUUGUGUGUGAUUAUCAGAGACAGAAAUGAUCCAGAACUUGGGCUUACCAUUAAUGUCACUCUUGCUUUAGGGCUACCUGCUAUUUGCAAUGCCCCUGCCAAUGUCUCCCUAUGCCCUGCUCUUCUCCACAUGGAUCCUAAUUCACCAGAAGCUCAGGUCUUCAAUCAAUUCGGCCAUUCCUCGAAUGACAGCGUCAGUACCCCAGCCAGCAGCCCUGUUCCUAGUGCUAAAGCCAAUGCCACAAGUGGUAGCAGCAGUGGAACAGGUGUCCAAGAAAAGAGCGAUGGCCAUUCUUGGAGUGGGAAGAGAUGGCUCGGAUUGGAAGCUGUCAUAGCUGGUGGGCUCUUAACGUGGCUUCUAAUCACUUCACACUGGUUCAUAGUAUAGGACUUAAAAAGAGCUCAUUCAGUUAUAUAUAUAUGUUAUAUAUAUA
Messenger RNA from Rhododendron vialii, 772 nucleotides. RefSeq names its product non-specific lipid transfer protein GPI-anchored 14-like. The coding region runs from base 112 to 726 and encodes 204 amino acids. The transcript has 3 exons. The record is from RefSeq and is a predicted model, not a curated record. Lineage: Eukaryota; Viridiplantae; Streptophyta; Magnoliopsida; Ericales; Ericaceae.